GUAACCAGUGUUUGUCAGAUAUAUUCGGAGCUGAGUAAGCGGUUUCGUAGGAAAUGGCGUGAACGAUGUGCUGCACUAUUGAAAAGAUUUCACGCCUAUAGGUCGACUUACGCAAGCGGAAAAAUCCUCGCGUGGAAAAUUCUCAGGCCAUAUGUAGGUUUCUAUUCCACAAAUGUGUACGUUGCGUUUCUAACAUCUAAAAGCUAUGUAUCAAAGUACGCCAAUAUAUGACAUGGCUUUCUCUGGAGACGCGACGUCUGUCAGCAGCACGCUGGAUAUAGCGACAACCAUGGUUUCUGGUAAUAUGAGCACUUUUGAUAUACAAGAAUCAACAACAAAAGAAAGUAGAAAUUUCAAUGAAACAUAUUAUACGUCUUACGAAUGUAAAACUUUCAUGCUCACUGAAGGAGGAAAUGUUACCCAUACGACACAAGUGCAUGAACCAAUCAUUCGAUUGAUUAUUGCCUCGGCGAGUUUCUUGGAAAACGCGAUAGUUGUGAUAGCAUUACUGUACAGUUGGAAAAGUUUGAGACAAAAUAUCUAUAUUUUUGCUUUGAGCAUUGCUUUUUCGGAUUGUCUAUUGGGAUUUAUUCACAUAAUAAACUCGAUAGUGAUAGGAUUAUCAACCAGCGAUGAAGAGAGCUUGCAAAACGAAGCGGUUGACAGAAUGGGGUUAUCGUCGUGGUUUUACUUGAUACGUGCCACAACUCUGCUGACCGCACAAGUAGCAUCAACAGGAAACGCUGCAUGUCUCGUUAUUGCAUUCAAGAAAUAUGUUGAUGCGUUGGCGCCCAGUGGAUCUACACCGAAAAGUCCCUUGGGGAAGUCGAAAGAAAGCGGCAAAGCACCCUCUGGUAUACUUUCCAGAAAAGUGAGUUACCGAAUGACAAUCUUCGUUUGGACAGUCUCGUUGAUUCUUGGAAUUAUACCACUAUUCUGGAAUUGUGGCGAAGCCUGUGCAUGUUUUGUCGAAGCCGGUCGCAUUCAGAGUGUAAAUGCCAGUCGGUGUUUCGAAAAUCAUGGAUGCAGCUAUAUGUUUCCACCACUGAAAUCGGUAUCCUACAUAUUAUGUUUAUUCCUCUUUUUUGUGACACUAAUAAUUCUGGUUGUGACAUCCGUUCAAGUGACGCAAGCAGCUGGAGGAUUUAUCGCCUUUCUACCUUUUCGACUACACCAAUAUUACGCCCGAAGACGUCGCGCAAGUUCCGAAGAAUCGACAAAUUUGCCCAGAAGGUUACGAGGGCACUCCGUGCAGAUGAACUACAUGAGAGACAUGAUGCAUUUUAUGAUUACAAUAACUUUUACAUUUGUCAUAUGCAAAGUUCCUUCGGCAAUACUCCUCUUUAUUGAAUCAGUAACAAACUUCCGACUCAACUUAUCAAAUGAAGCUGCUGCAGCUAUUGUUAUUCUGAGUUUUUCUCAUUCAAUAAUAAAUCCAAUUAUUUUCACACUGACUCUCCAUGGAAUGAAAGAGGCACUCAAAAAGCCAUUUGUCCGAUGUUGCACACAAACAGUCUCUGUCUCGAUAGGAAAACAAACGUACAGCAGUGAAGACACUCACAGUCACCAGCAGAAGUCAUCCGCUGUUUAAUUAACCACCGAUGAUUAUUUCGUUGAGGCUUUCUAUCACUAGACAAUAUAUUUAUGACAAACUAUAUGCAACUGGCUAGCAGCGGUAGAGACUGAACUCACUUUGUGUCAUUAACUGUCAAAUAGCAAAUUACAACUCGUGUCGUAACAAGUCGUGUAUCUAAGUUGCCAUCGUGCCAACUUCUUUUUGGCAAAUAACUUUAAUUUAUGAUGCUAAAUUUAGAAAUAAUAUUUACAAGCCGCAGUAUACGGAAAUAUUCACAUAUAAAACAUAGCGCAUUUAUAUAUUUUUCUGAUGUCUGAAAACGAGAACCAGAUUUUAGAGCAUGAGAUUGUGGCUGAACGACGAUGUUAAAAGUAACAUCAAUACAAAUCGCCGUAACACUCGAAGCCGACAUUCACGUUCAAUACAAAGAGCUGCAAUCAACGAAAAACACUAUGAUUUUAUUUUAAUAUAAUGUACCAUAUAUACUUGUGAUUGCUUUAUAAAACACUAGCAUAAUUAAAAACAAUAUUGCAAUGGGAAACAUGCACCUGAGUGUAUAUUGUAAAAUAGUUGAAAUUGCUUUCGAUCAAAAAUAGUUGAAACAUUAUUUGCAACGUC
Messenger RNA from Styela clava, 2194 nucleotides. Its product is annotated as sphingosine 1-phosphate receptor 1-like. Gene Ontology annotation, molecular function: G protein-coupled receptor activity. Gene Ontology annotation, cellular component: membrane. Gene Ontology annotation, biological process: G protein-coupled receptor signaling pathway. NCBI's taxonomy places the organism in Eukaryota, Metazoa, Chordata, Ascidiacea, Stolidobranchia, Styelidae. The record is from RefSeq and is a predicted model, not a curated record.